This is a messenger RNA of Melitaea cinxia (Glanville fritillary), 976 nucleotides long. RefSeq names its product pupal cuticle protein PCP52-like (gene CPH3). Lineage: Eukaryota; Metazoa; Arthropoda; Insecta; Lepidoptera; Nymphalidae. The transcript is spliced from 3 exons. The record is from RefSeq and is a predicted model, not a curated record. Bases 51 to 929 code for a protein of 292 amino acids.
UCUAUAUUAUUCCAUCGUAUAAGCGGAAUAUAAAAACGCUUUGUGCGGUGAUGAGAGCAAUCAGUAGCCUUCGAGACAUCAAGAUGAGAGUUCUGGUUCUAUCAGCCCUAUUCGCUUGCGCUGCGGCAGCGCCCUCUAUCUUGGCACCAGUGCCAUAUGCGGCAGUGGCGAUACCAACCCUCGCUGUAGCUCCUACUAUACCCCCUGGCGACAUUCAGGCUGCAGCUAUUAAUGCUCAGGUAAAAGCAGUAGACCAGGCCCGUUUCAUCGCCGACGAAGCCCAAGAACAAGCCAUCCAAGCCGUUGAAAACAGAAACGAGGGAGUGAUCGAAGCUAAUGACUUGGUCAAAGAGAAAUCCGAAGAAGCAUUCUGGGCUGCUGAGGAGAAGAAAUGGCAAGCCAUGAACGAAGCCCAAGUCGCUGCAGCUAAGAUCGACGCUGCCAUUGCUAGCAACGCUGACGUCAUUGCUAAGAGCUACGCUCUAACUGGCGUAGUUCCCGUCAUCCCUGGAAUCCCAACCGCCGGAGUGAUAGCUCCAGGUGUCGCUAUCGGUUCCGCUUCCAGCGAUGAUAAAGCUACAGCAGCCAUCAAAAGCGAAGCCACAGCUGAAGUAAAGACUGAAAGUCAGCCAGCCGUAAAAUCAGCUGAGGCUGAGAAGCAAGUUGAAGCUGAGAAACCUAUUGAAGGUGAGAAGAAAGUUGAAGCGGCCGUCGAAGUUAAGUCAGCCGCAUCUGAAGCUCUUAAGGCUGAAAGCGCUGCUUUGGAGCAACUGAAAUCAGUCUUCCCAGUUCCUGUGGCCGUCGCUCCCGGAUUCAACUACCAGCCUUAUGUUGCACCGAUUACCUACCAAUCAGCUUUCAGAGCUUUCCCCGUCCACGCCGCUUACCCCUACUCGGCCCCAUUAUACUCCGUUAAAAGCGUGUGGUAAGUGAUGGGGAAGCUUAAGUCAACUUAAUAAAAUACUUAUAAUAACCA